Messenger RNA from Cladophialophora psammophila CBS 110553, 594 nucleotides. RefSeq lists its product as uncharacterized. The record is from RefSeq and is a predicted model, not a curated record. The coding region runs from base 1 to 594 and encodes 197 amino acids. The transcript has 2 exons. Lineage: Eukaryota; Fungi; Ascomycota; Eurotiomycetes; Chaetothyriales; Herpotrichiellaceae.
AUGAGAUGGUUCAUGCGCGAUUGUGCGAGUCUCGUUCUAAGCAGCCUUGUCCUGGGCGCAGCAUGUUCGCUUGAGGCCCGGCUGCCCACGAGGACGCCUUUCGCAGAUGACAGCCACAGUAACAACAACGGCAUGCUCCCCUAUCUUCAGCUUCAGCGCGAGACUUCGCCGCGGCCGACGGCGCCUCUUAAAGGGCCAGCGAUAGCGACAUUGGGACAUGGCCUUCUUCGACGAGACGUGAACGACACCGUCUGCGGCUACGUCGAUGGGAACUCCUCGGACCCCAUAGAAUGUUCCGAGGGAUAUUGCGCCUUGGACGACGCGCUGCUCGCCAUGGGAUGCUGCACGGGCUUCUCCGUCGACGCGGCGGCCGACAACGCGAUGACUCCUGACGGAUGCUGUUUCCAAACCGCCUGUGUCGACAUCUCGGCAUAUCAGGGGUAUUACUGUUCGGGCUCUACUGCGACUGAGUGCCUAGUGGGCGACGCGAUGCUUGGGCUGGUUCUGUUGAUGGGUUGCUUGGGUCUGGGUCUGGGUCUGGGUCUGGGUCGGAGCCUGGGUCGUGUCUUGUCUACAUCGCGCGUGGGGAGGUGA